Molecule: messenger RNA, 1370 nt
Organism: Carica papaya (papaya)
Lineage: Eukaryota; Viridiplantae; Streptophyta; Magnoliopsida; Brassicales; Caricaceae
Product: ARM repeat superfamily protein
Source: RefSeq, a predicted model, not a curated record
UUCAUAAUCCUAGUUACGAUACCGAAGAGAAGACCUGUGAGCAGCCUCAACGGACAACAAUGGCGACUGAACUGGAAGAACUACUAGACUUCCUAUCUUCUCCAUCUCCCUCUGUGAAAAAGGCAGCUGUUGAUAUUGUUCGUGGAUUAACUGGGUCUGAGGAUGGUUUGCAGUCCCUUUCCAAGCAUGCAAAAGUUCUGCUUUCAUCACUGUCUCGACUUCUAAGUGAAAAUAAGGAGGUUGCAGAACCAGCUGCAGAAGCUCUUGUAAAUCUCUCCCAGAAUUCGGAACUAGCUGCGAAGAUGGUUGAAAUGGGAAUGAUUAAAAUUGCCAUGGACUUGUUGUACAAGCCUGAUUCUAGCAUUUCUAGGUUGCUGGUUAUGCUUCUAGUCAAUCUCACACAGUUGGAUGAUGGCAUUUCUUCCUUGCUUCAGAGUGGUGAUGAGAAAAUGCAAGGACUCUAUGUCAUGAAGCUUGUUAGGUCAUUCUGCCGAUCCGGUAGUGAAACUAGUGAUGACCCAUUUGAGCAUGUUGGUUCAAUACUUGUAAACAUAUCAAAGAAAGAAGAAGGAAGGAAAAUGUUGCUGGACCCUAGGAGAGGGUUGCUGAAGCAGAUUAUUAGACAGUUUGAUUCAACCAGUCAAUUGCGGAAGAAAGGGGUUUCUGGAACUGUUCGUAACUGCUGUUUCGAAGCUGAGAAUCAACUACAGAAUCUACUUUUGAUAUCUGAGUUUCUUUGGCCAGCUCUACUUCUACCUGUUGCUGGCAGCAAGAUAUACAGUGAGCAGGACACCUCAAAAAUGCCAUUGGAGCUUGCAAGUGCACUAUCGAUUGAGCGAGAACCAGUUAAUGAUCCAGAGAUUCGUGUUCAAGCAUUGGAGGCUAUAUAUCUGAUAACAUUACAGGAGGCAGGUAGAAGAGCAUUUUGGUCUGUGAAUGGACCAAGAAUCCUACAAAUAGGAUAUGAAGAUGAGGAAGAUCCAAAAGUAAUGGAAGCAUACGAGCAAAUUGGUUCAUUGCUGGUUAACGUCAGCGGCACAGAAGAGUAAUCCAAUUAAAUCUCAAAGUAGCAGUGUAUUUCAUUCUUCUUUAUAUCAACCAGGAUAAUGCAUUGAUCGGAUUAUAAGGGUCAUCUGAAGUUUAGACAGGUUUGCUAUCAAAAAGAGAGAAGACGAAGAAGAAUUCUUUAUGUGGCGGAAAUUUCACUGUUUAAUUUCAAACUCUUGUUAGUUCCUGUAUGAGAUUUAUAAUUUUUUCUGUCGUUCACUCAAUUUAUAGAGCAAGAGAGAAAGUUGUGAUGUUCCGUUCCUCGACUUUCUCUCGACGAGAAAGAAGUAGUUUAAAUUUAUAAUCCGUUGUGGUUAAUUUCA